Molecule: messenger RNA, 750 nt
Organism: Prorocentrum cordatum
Lineage: Eukaryota; Dinophyceae; Prorocentrales; Prorocentraceae
Source: the annotation of a GenBank genome assembly
AUGUUCUGGGGACAUGGUUUCCGUCAUUUGGACACUCUGGUUCUAGGAACAUGUCGUGUUAGACCCGUAGGAAUGUUGGAACAAUCGGUCCCUGCUCGAGAGGUGUUGCGGGGCCACGGCGGGGGCGGGAUGAUGGCGAGAAGCGAGCUGCGCGCGGUGCUAGGUCACUUGGCCGCCGUGGGCGACGUCGAGGGCGCUGUGGUCGAGCUCGGGUGCAACGCGGGCAGCACGUCCGUCCUCGUGCGGCGGCUUCUGGAUCACCCGGGCAUGCCGGCUCGGGAGUUUCACGUCUACGACUCGUGGGAGGGGUUGCCCGAGAAGCACCAGAAGGACGGGGAGUCCGAUUGGUACGCGAGCGGCUCGCUGGCUUCCACGCAGGAGCAGCUGCAGCGCAAGUUCCGCCGUGCGAACCUGAAGCCUCCGAAGCAGCACAAGGGGUGGUUUUCGGAUGCUGUCUAUCCCGAUCGGAUUGCGUUUGCUUUCUUCGACGGAGAUUUUUACCAGUCCAUAUUGGAUAGUUUUCAGGCCGUGUAUCCGCGUCUUGUGCCUGGUGCGCGAGUCGUCAUUGACGACUACGGUGCGAGCAGGCUGCCAGGCUGCAAGUUGGCCUGCGAUGAGUUCUUGGCUGACAAACCUGAAAAAGUAAUACGAAUCCUCGGCUACGGCAUUGAACGGUUCAGAUGGGAAAGUCAACCAGAGGGCGAUUUUAGCACUGGAGGCGUGAUGAUCAAGCAGGCUGCGGAGCCCUGA